UGUAAGCUAUGUCGAACUCCCAAGUGAGUUUAAAUAGCGCUUCAGUUGUUGACCUUUUGUCAAAUAAUGGGAAAAGAGAAGUUGUUGUCGUGAAGGUUGGAACUUCCACAAUUAUGAGAGGAGAGGAAGAAGAGGGAGACAUAGCACUGUCCACCUUAGCACUCUUGAUAGACACUCUUGUUGCACUGAGACACGCAGGCUUUCAUGUGGUUCUUGUAACUUCUGGUGCUGUAGGUUUGGGUUGUAAACGGUUGGAGUUGAAGAGACGUCCGGAAUCUCUUUCAGCCAGACAAGCACUAGCAGCAGUUGGACAAUCCUCUCUAAUGAGAAUAUAUGAGGGGUUGUUUGGUUACGUGAACCAGCACGUUGCACAGGUUUUACUAGCCCGUGGUGAUAUUGCUAAGAGGCAUCAAUAUUUUAAUGCCAAAAGUACCUUUCUUGAACUAUUUCGACUGGGCGUCGUUCCUAUUGUUAACGAAAAUGAUACCAUAGCCAUAGAAGAACUACGCUUUGGAGAUAACGACCGAUUAUCAGCCAUGGUUGCAGGACUUUUGGAUGCCAAGUGGCUAUUCUUACUAACCGAUGUUGAUCAACUAUAUUCUGCGGAUCCACGUGUUGAUUCUUCUGCAGUUCCUAUUGAUAUUGUUAAGGAUAUUGAUUCUUUAGCCAUUCAUACUGGAAGUGGGACCAAGGGAGGCACGCAAUGGGGAACUGGAGGAAUGCAUUCAAAGAUUAUCGCUGCUCGUCUUGCUACUUCAUCGGGUGUUACUGUUUGUAUUAUGAAUGGUAGAAAGCCUGAGAAUAUGUUAAAUUUUGUUGUUUCAAUUGGUCAGAAAGGAAUUGGGACUAUUUUUCUUCCACAGGAGAAGAUUAUUCGAGGCGGAAGAAAGCGCUGGAUAGCACAUGGCUUGAAGCCUUCUGGCACUAUAUAUAUAGAUGAAGGAGCUGAAAAAGCAAUACAGAACAAAAAGUCUUUGUUUGCUGCCGGAAUUCGACGUGUUGAGGGCUAUUUCGAUUCGGAUAGUGCAGUUCGUAUAUGCAACUUAAGUGGCCAAGAAGUGGCUCGAGGUCUUGUAAACUACUCGAGUGAUGAAAUUGACAAAUUGAAAGGACUUCAUAGUGAAAUGCAGACAGAAUAUUUGGGAUAUGAUGGCCCUGCAGAAAUUGUCCAUCGUCAAAAUCUCGUAGAUAAACCGUCUGGUUGCAAUGAGUGAUGAAUGAAUCGUUUAAGAUAUUUCAGUUGUAUUAUAGAUUGUGAUAUUUGGAAUGGUAAAGCCAUUUAAGAAUAUUCUUUUCUAUGAAUUGUGAAAACCUUAGUUGUAUGAUAAGGUUUGUCUAAAGUCAUUCUCUCUCCUAAAUGGGAAAAAAUCUUUCCGUAGCCAACUAAACUUGUACUC
Galdieria sulphuraria is the source of this 1397-nucleotide messenger RNA. Its product is annotated as glutamate 5-kinase. Gene Ontology annotation, molecular function: glutamate 5-kinase activity; RNA binding; ATP binding. Lineage: Eukaryota; Rhodophyta; Bangiophyceae; Galdieriales; Galdieriaceae. The record is from RefSeq and is a predicted model, not a curated record. Gene Ontology annotation, cellular component: cytoplasm; cytosol. The transcript is spliced from 2 exons. The coding region runs from base 9 to 1214 and encodes 401 amino acids.